This is a messenger RNA of Plectropomus leopardus (leopard coralgrouper), 1679 nucleotides long. RefSeq names its product DnaJ heat shock protein family (Hsp40) member A (gene dnaja). Lineage: Eukaryota; Metazoa; Chordata; Actinopteri; Perciformes; Serranidae. The record is from RefSeq and is a predicted model, not a curated record. Gene Ontology annotation, biological process: protein folding; response to heat. Gene Ontology annotation, molecular function: ATP binding; Hsp70 protein binding.
GCAGUCAAACGACACAUCCGGCCACUCUUCUCCAGCUCUCCAGAAAGUUCCACGCCGUGGAGCCGCUAUAAGAGCCAGCCAUCUUCCCUCACCGGCUUCGGCGGAACUGUACGACAGCUAGGACGAUUAGAAUUAGUCAAGUAAGGACCAAGUUAGGUUGUCAACAUGGUUCACGAAACUGGCUACUACGAUCUCUUGGGUGUCAGCCCAAAAUGCUCGCAGGAGGAACUCAAAAAAGCCUACAGAAAACUGGCGUUGAAAUAUCACCCCGACAAGAACCCCAAUGAAGGAGAGAAGUUCAAGCUUAUAUCUCAAGCAUAUGAGGUGCUGUCUAAUCCAGAGAAGAGAGAACUGUAUGACCAAGGAGGAGAACAAGCAAUCAAAGAGGGAGGCAUGAGUGGAGGAUCUUCCCCAAUGGACUUGUUCAACAUGUUCUUUGGAGGUGGAGGAAGGAUGCAGAGAGAGAGGAGAGGAAAGAAUAUCAUCCAUCAGCUUAGUGUUACACUGGAAGAGAUUUACAAAGGCAACACCAGAAAGCUCGCGCUUCAAAAAAACGUUAUUUGUGACAGAUGUGACGGUUAUGGUGGUAAAAAAGGUACCUUGGAGAAGUGCUCCGGUUGCAAAGGAAGAGGAGUACAAGUGAAGGUGCAACAGAUUGGGCCAGGCAUGAUUCAGCAGAUCCAAAGCAUGUGUGCAGACUGCCAGGGACAGGGCGAGAAAUUUAGCUCCAAGGACGUCUGCAAGAACUGUAAUGGCCGCAAAGUAGAACGCAAGAAGAAAAUUCUUGAAGUUCACAUUGACAAAGGUAUGAAAGACGGUCAGAGAAUUGCAUUUAAUGGAGAGGGUGACCAGGAGCCCGGACUGGAGCCGGGGGAUGUUAUCAUUGUGCUGGAUCAGAAGGACCACCCCGUGUUCCAGAGAAAGGACGACGACCUGGUGAUGACGAUGAACAUCAAACUCGCAGAUGCUCUGUGCGGUUUCAAGAAAACCAUUUGCACGUUAGAUGACAGAAUGCUCAUCAUCAGCUCACAGCCAGGUGAAGUUAUCAAACACAAUGACAUCAAAUGUGUCCAGAAUGAGGGCAUGCCAAUUUACAGGGAUCCUUAUGAAAGGGGACAGCUUUUGAUUUGUUUCGAGGUGGAGUUUCCAGAGAAAGGCUGGCUUCCAGAGCAUCUCAUGUACCAGCUGGAGAGACUUCUUCCUCCCAGGGAGGAUGUGAUGAUUACUGACGACAUGGAGGAGGUGCAGCUCUGUGAGGCGGACAAGCAGUCACAGGAGAGAAGCCACAGUAGGGAAGCUUAUGAGGAAGACGAGGAGGGUCCCAGAGGCGGAGUGCAAUGUCAGACACAGUGAUCACGGUGUAUGUUAAAUAUGUCGUAGAGCAUGUGGGUUCUGUUGUUUUGGAGUUUUUGUGUGACCAUGCCUUUAAGUCCCAUUUCAUUUCAUUUGCGCUCCCUGAGUUUUCAAAACUGUAUUUAUGGUGUCACCAUCUUAUAUGUUCUCUAUUUAAGGUCCAUGUCUUUUAUAUCCAUGUAUGUUUCCUAUGAAAUCUAUGGCACAUAUGUUUUCUUUUCAGAAGCUGAAUGGACUACUUUUAUGCUUUCUGUGAAGGUAAAUUCAGUCAUGACAAACACAUUCUUGGUUAUUUCUCAAUAAAAGUCCCAGAAUGCUUCAACUUU